CCUCCUCUUAUCCCUCAGCAUCUCGUAGAAUAGUAGAGCGCGCGAGACCGAUGAGCGACCGUUGGUCGAAUCGGAACAUUCAAUUCAGCGCGAGAAACUCACCGCUGGAGGGCAGCAGCUGCUGAGUGCCGAGUAUGGAAUUAUAUGCGCGCGCGCAUUUUACGCGUAGCACAACGCCAUCUUCGUAAAAAGUGAAUUUGCAACUGCCAAUGUUAUGUUUGAAAAUUUCAAAUACUUACAACACAUGCUGUUCGGGUGAUGGGUGUGCUUCUGGCAAUAGACACCCUCGGAAUUUCGCGGUUUUUCGAGGGUCGACCGGGUGUCAGUGAACAAUGCCGUUAAUUUUAAUUGAUGGCUUUGUGUCAUAAAACGCUGCAUUUCAAAAUUUAGCCGAGUUUAGUAACGGACAGCGUACGUGCGUAUACGCACGUUUCGCCGCUCGCGAGAGUGCCUGCCUCUAAUUUUCCUUCUUUUUUGUGAUUUUUUUGACUCUUUUGUGUGUGUUAAAUUACGAGAAACGUAGAAAGAGAAUCAGAGAUGGAGAAGUUUCAGCAUAUUCGAGCAUUCAUUGCUGCUGCCUCAGAGUAUGAGAAACACCCAACUGACUCUGUGUCUUCUGUCAUACAGAUGAAUCUUGGGGCUAUAAGUGCAUCACUAGACCCAAGCAUAUUCGAUCCAAGCUCAAGUAUAUCGACUACAUUUUAUAUUGGUCUGUAUGAGUUGAUGAACUCUUUAGGAUCGAAAUCAAGUCUCAUUUGGAGUGCUGUCGAUGUUCUACAAGCUGCUUGCAAAAACUGUUCUGCUCGCAACGCACUUAUACAUACAUACAAAUUUGCACCUAUUUUAUCAAGACUUUUAGAGGCAAAUUUAACAUCCGAAAAACGAACUAGAGCUCUAAAGUUAUUGCAAGAGUUGACGUACGGAAUAAAAAUAUCAUGGCAAGAAGCUCAUUUGCCGCAUUUAAUUACAACUCUAUCUAAAUGGGCAACUGAAUCCAAUGAAGAGGAAGUCAUUUCACUUUCAUUGGGUGUACUAGUUAAUCUGUGUUACAAAAAUUUACCUGCAGUUUACACUUUGAUGCGAAGUGUAAAUACAAAAACAUUUCUUCAGAAUGUAGUGAGAGCUCGAAGACAGAGUGUUAACAUAAGGGUGCAGUGUUGCAAAUUGUUAAUUAUUCUGGAGCAUACAAAUAGUGAUAUUUUAGAUUCUUAUAUAUUAGAUGUGGCUGCAAUUACAUUUACAAACAUCAUACCUACUUUAAAAAAUGAAGAUGUACUUCUAUUAAGGCACUUGGUUGAUUUCUUUGAUGAUAUUAGGCACAAUGAACACUACAGAACUGUUCUUUUGACUUAUCCAAACUAUGUAAAAGAUGUCAAAAUUAUUUUGGAAUCUGCAAAGGAUAUUUCUAAUAGAGAAUGCGCAAGUCUUCUAGUAGAAUUUUUGUCUUCCUUGAUGAAAUUGAAAGUCCCAGACUUGCUAAUAUUGUAUCCAGUAAUCAUCAAAACAGCCAUGGGAUGGGUUCCAAUUGAAUAUGUUGCUUCAAAAGCAUUGUCUUUGAUAAGAACCAUUGUAAUAGAUUCACGGCAAAACAAAAACCUUGAAUCAGAGGUAUUGGAGGAACUAGAUAUGUCUAUGUUAACACUCUUUUUAGUAAAAGAAGAUGAUGAUAUGGAUGGAAGUUUUGGAAAAAAUAUGGAUAAAGAUAGUAUUUUAAUUGAACUCAUGCAACUUUUUCAAGAAUUAAUAAAAACCCCUGCUAUCAAAACCCGAGUUUUGGAAGUAUUAACAGUGCCAAAAAUGCAAAUUUUAAUGAAAAAAAUUCUAGAGUGCAAUAAUGAUUCCCAGUAUAUAGAAAAGCCAAGAAAUCUCUUUCAUGAUCCUACAACCGAUUUUUAUAUUCAUGCAUUGGCUCUCAUAGCUGAUUUAGCAACAAAUUCACAAUGGUUAACACUAUAUACAGAAUUAUUGCAGAGAAAACAAAUGCAAAUGAUAAUGGCAACUGCAUUGUUCACUGGAGACAGAUAUGUUAAACAAAAAGUUCUUCAUUUAACAUCUACAGUUGGAUAUCCAAAGGAAUGUGUUUCUGCAGUUGCUGGUUGCAUGGCUGAGCUAGAACCUUUAUUGUUGGUUCAAGCAAACACAAAUGCUACAAAGGUUUCAGAAAGUUCAACAAGUAAUCAUCCGUAUGAGUUCUUACCCUUAUUUUCAAAAGCUCAGGAAGAGAGGCUUGAUAUAUCUAUUUCUAAAAUUGAACAUGCUUUUAAAAAUAAUCAGCUAUUAGAUAUGACUACUUCAGCUGUUAUGGAGCUGUAUGAGUAUAAGGUAGCAUCAAUGAGACAUGCUGAGCGAUCUAUGCAAGCCAGUUUAGAAGCAGCGUCUAACCAUGCAACAAGUCUUCAGCAUAGAUUAGCACAGCUGAUUGCUCAGUCGAGUCAACUGCAUCAAGUAUUAUUUAAUACACAGCAGUGUUUAGAAGGCGCCCAAGUUGAAAAAAAUGCGUUAGCGAAAACACUUCACGAAAAAGAAGAAAAAUCGCAAAAAACCCAUGCUUUGCAAGUACAGGAAAAUAAGGCGUUGAAAAAAAUUGUUUUGGAAAAGGAAAAUCAGAUAAAUCUGUGUGAUACGCGCAUGAAGGAAUUAGAGGAAAAGUUUGCGCGUAAAAAUGAAGAAAUCACUAAAUUACUUCAAAAAGCGCAAGAAGAUAUUAAUCGGAAAGAACAGAUCAUUGAAGAGAAAAAUAGAGAAAUUUCUUCAAUUCAAAAAGAUAUAGAAGCACUGAAUCAAGAAAUCGAACAACAGGCUAAGCAAUGUCUCAGUUACCAAAAAACUAUUGUAGAAAAAGAGGAAUCGGUUCAAAAAUUGUCAACUGAAUUACAUAAUUUGAGCCGUAUGCGUGACAUGAUUUUCGAACUGGCCAAGAAAAAAGAUGGUUUAUAAUACUUCAAAACGUAUUAUAGUCGCUCACUAUUUUUUUAUACAAUAAAAUUACAUGUUAUAUUUUAUACAUCAAUCUAAAGACGUAAAAUUAUAAGAGACUAAGAUAAUGUAAAUAUAAAUGUUUUAAUUUCUAGUAUUA
This is a messenger RNA of Nasonia vitripennis (jewel wasp), 3076 nucleotides long. RefSeq lists its product as uncharacterized. The transcript is spliced from 9 exons. The record is from RefSeq and is a predicted model, not a curated record. The coding region runs from base 538 to 2937 and encodes 799 amino acids. NCBI's taxonomy places the organism in Eukaryota, Metazoa, Arthropoda, Insecta, Hymenoptera, Pteromalidae.